UAAAUAUGGCCGAAAACGACUGGAAAUUGUAAAAGCCGCUGCACCGAUAUAUCCAGACCCGUAUUUUAUCCUUAUAAAUGGAACCUCUUCGCUAAAAGGUUAUUUCGUGGACUGUGUACCAACCAAAUUCUUGACAAGUGAUGAGGGGAUACAAAGUGUACCGCUAGUCCAAGGGUGAGCAUCUCUAGAGUAUUUCUUCAAAAAUAACAAGUCAUCCAAAGGUUACCAAACAUGCCAAAAAAGCAUUCAUAUGAUGCAAAUUUGAUGGAAUUAGCAAUUCAGGAAGUUAGAAAUAGUAACAUGUCUUACAGAGCUGCAGCUAAUAAAUAUGGGAUUCCAAAAUCCACAUUACAAUUCAAAAUAAAAAAUGCAGGUCAUAACAAUACAUGCGGCUCAUCUCCAGUACUUCAGACAAAAGAAGAAUAUGAACUUGUUGAGCGGAUAAAAGAGCUUGCGUCCCGUAGAUUUCCGAGAAAAAAGGAUGACAUAAUGCAUAGCGUCCAAAAAUGUUUAAUUGAAAAUCCACGCCGUAAUCCAUUCAACAACAAUAGACCAGGAGAGUUUUGGUUCAAAGCAUUUCUAAAAAGAUAGCCAUCUAUUAGACAACGAACAAGCGAACCAGUCAGUGCGGCAAGUGCUUGUGUAGUAGUAGUAGUCCAUUAUUUAGAAAAAAAAGUCCUAAUUUCAACAACAACAACAACUGGUAGCAUUACAGCAUUUCACAAGUACAUACAUAUUUAUUCAAAUAUAAUAAAUUUAACAAAUUCUG
This is a messenger RNA of Acanthoscelides obtectus, 769 nucleotides long. Lineage: Eukaryota; Metazoa; Arthropoda; Insecta; Coleoptera; Chrysomelidae. The record is from the annotation of a GenBank genome assembly.